AAAAGGUUGCUGGAGUUUAUUUGUCACAGGACACUGCUGCAUUGGACAAGAGCCCCAUUCGUCUGCCUUUCUAUAUUUGGACACUAAACGAUAUUAACAUUUUUUUCUGGGGCAACUACACUCAAAUCGUCGCAGAAGACGUGUUUUUUGUGGAUGGGCCUGAGAUUAUGGCCACAGUCAAAACGGAUAACAGACUGACGAGCUCUCAAAGCUUUGUAUGUGUCGGAUUUGCAGGAAUAUUUAGUAAAACUUUAACUUCUCCAUUGGAAGUGGUGAAAAUUAAAAGUCAAGUGGGGACUUUUCACUGCAAAAAAGGCUUCUGGCAAAAUUUUGUUCUGAUCUAUCAAAAUGAGGGACUUCGAGCGUUUUGGAAAGGAAACCUGGUCUCUUGUCUACGGUUGUUUCCCUACACAGCGGUUCAUAUUACUACAUAUAAACAGAUAGUUCAUCUUCACAUGGAUCAAGCGGGCUUUAUUUCCCAGUGGCGGGCCAUAUUCGCAGGUGGGCUAGCAGGUGUUGCAGCUGCCCUCACCACUUACCCCCUGGAGGUGGCAGAGACCCGGCUGAUUGUGCAGAACAGCAAAGAGCCCACAUAUAUUGGCACAGUUCACACUAUCUCGAAGAUAUACAGAAAUGAAGGCCUAUCCUCUCUCUACAGAGGAUUCUCCCUGACAGUCCUCGGAGCAUUUCCGUUCUCUGUUGGCUGCUAUGCUGUUUACAUGAAUCUGGAUCAACUUUGGCAGGAGCCACAGUUUCGCUUUACCCCCCUACAGAACCUGAUAAGUGGCUGUGUUGCAGCUGGUGUGGCUCAAACCCUUUCUUAUCCAUUUGAAACUGUAAAGCGUAAGAUACAGGCGCAGAGUUCCCGGCUUCCCCAUUUUGGUGGUGUUGAUGUCCAUUUCAAUGGGAUGAUUAACUGUUUUGUUCAGGUCGUGAAAAAUAACGGUUUCUUUUCAUUGUGGAAUGGUCUCACAGCAAGCACAGUAAAGAUUGUUCCCUACUUUUGCCUUCUCUUUACUUGCUUUGAGAUGUGCAAACAAGUUUUCCUUUACCGCAAUGGAUAUAUUAUCUCUCCCCUGAGCUAUAAACCUGCACCGGGAGUGGACCAGAGCCUUAGACCUUAUGAGCUUGAAGAGGUGAAGCGCUACUUGAGAAACAGAAACUUUGAAUCGGAAGAAUCUUCAUUACGAAAAUGUUGGUGAAUGUUCAGCUUCACAAGAUGGCUAUACAAGACUUUACCAUAACCACAAGACCUCUCUUGCCUCUUACAAAGCACUUUUGUAUGUUUAUGAAAACUUUCUAACUUAAUGUAAACUGGUUCUGUUAUUACAGUAUUGUAUAUUAUUAAGCCUAUAAGCCUACAUUAUUUUGGACAAAAAUAAUAAA
Molecule: messenger RNA, 1386 nt
Organism: Periophthalmus magnuspinnatus
Lineage: Eukaryota; Metazoa; Chordata; Actinopteri; Gobiiformes; Gobiidae
Gene: slc25a43
Product: solute carrier family 25 member 43
Exons: 5
Coding region: 168-1202 (344 amino acids)
Biological process (GO): transmembrane transport
Source: RefSeq, a predicted model, not a curated record